AUGUCGACCUGUAGCUGCGGUCGUACUUUUUCUAGUCGUAGUGCCCUUGGCCAGCACCAAAAAGACACAGGACAUUGCCACUGCAAGUUCUGCAACCGUUUCUUCCAUACAGCAGACGGACUCAAGCAACAUAACCUAGCCCUCCAUAGCUGGAAUUGCGGGCACUGCAACAAAACAUUCAGUGUACAAGAGAGUCUCACGUGCCACCAGCGGGCAACAAGGCACUGUCAUUGCAGCGACUGCGACCGCUUCUUUGUCGACGAGCCCGCGUUACGCCGACACCUCCGCUCGUCCCUACACGCCAGCCAAUUCCACUGUUGCGACUGCGAUCGAGACUUUGUAGACGGACAGGCCUUGCAGCAGCACCUCGAAAACAAAAUCCACAGCGUUACAAGGCGUCAGACCUCCGAUUAUGUCUGCAGCGAGUGUGAUCGCGAGUUUAAGACUGAGCAAGCCUUAGGGCAGCACCGGUCAUCACUGGUUCAUCGGCCGCUCAGCAACAUCAAAUGCAUCACUAGCAAUGGCAAUUCCGGAUGCAAGCGGCGCUUCUCCAGCCCCUCAGCGCUGCUACACCACCUCGAAAGCGGAGCGUGCCAAUCCGGAGUCACACGCAAGACACUAAACGCAGCAGUGCAACUAAACGAUACUGCUGCAAUAAUCACCAAUCCCAACCCGGGACUGAGCAGCAUGCUCCUCGAAACCGCGAGCCAGACCAGCAGCAAUUCGGGCGCCUACACGCCUACAACCAGCUCAAACGUCGGUGUCGAACUCACUCCCAGCAGCACAACACGCAGCCCUGCCUCCCCGGCCCUCCUAACUCCAUGCUCCGACCACUCCACCGCCUCAUCCCUCACCCUCUUUUCAUUCGGGAAAUGCCCCCUCUGCCCUCCCACCCGCGCCGCGUUCUCCACACCCGAAUCGCUGCACCAGCACCUCUCCUCCCCGGCCCAUGCUGCGCGCAUAUUUCACUGCCCGGCGUCGCUAUUCACUCCCCUGCCUAGCGGGCGUGCAGUUGAGAUCAAGUCAUUCUCGACGUUGAGUGGGUUGGCGCAGCAUGUGGAGAGUGGGACUUGUGGCGGGUCGGCGACAUUGAGGAGGGUGGCUGAGUAUCUUGAGGCAAAGUUGAAGGACUUGGGGAUCGGGAAGGUGAAACUGUUAAACUGAUGAAAAUAAAUUGACCAGUCGCGUAGAUCUCUAGAUCAUGUGCGAGGUUGGAUAGCGGCGUGGCUAACUCUAUGAGUUAGGUAACGCAAGGGAGUAUUGUGUUUAUUGUGCCUGCAUCCGCGUGCUAAAUCUCCCUCGCUCUCUGUAUCAUGCAGCACUAUUUUUGGGACUUCUUUAGACUGGUGACUGAUGGUUUGUUAUUUUUUUUUUCUGACUAUUGGGAAGCUUACGAAAUUGUCUGGAACAAUGCUCUAGUUUGCGAAGCUUAUCAAGUUUUUGUUUUCGAAGUAAAUUCAGGUGGAAAUCAGAUAUAACAAAACUAUUUCGGGAGGAGUUUAGUCUUUUUAAUUUUUGGAAUGCUCAAUUGUUUCUGCCUCACUUGGCGUUAGGGUUAGGUCAAGUUCUGGUUUAUAGUAAUACACCCAAACUACGCAUAAC
Mytilinidion resinicola is the source of this 1602-nucleotide messenger RNA. RefSeq lists its product as uncharacterized. Gene Ontology annotation, molecular function: RNA polymerase II cis-regulatory region sequence-specific DNA binding; DNA-binding transcription factor activity, RNA polymerase II-specific. Lineage: Eukaryota; Fungi; Ascomycota; Dothideomycetes; Mytilinidiales; Mytilinidiaceae. Gene Ontology annotation, biological process: regulation of DNA-templated transcription. The record is from RefSeq and is a predicted model, not a curated record. The transcript has a single exon. Bases 1 to 1164 code for a protein of 387 amino acids.